AUGAUAACACUUUCAUUUAAUCAACCAAAAUUUUGUCCAACAGCAGCUUGGGAUCCUUUUGGAAUUACUUUUACUAAUCAAACAACUGUUGGAGAGGAUCUUUACGCCCUUUUUAUUAAUGCGAACAACACAAUUUAUACAGUUAAUCGAAAGACGAAACAAAUCUUAAUGUGGAUUAACAAUAGUAUCAAUCUAAACAAAACCAUUUCUGUCGAUUUCUAUGAUUCAAAGUCCAUUUUCAUUACAAAUAAUGGUGAUAUUUAUUAUGAUGAUGGUUUUUAUCAUGGUGAAGUUGGCAAAUGGAUAUCAACUACAAAUACUUUUGUUACUGUCAUGGAUGUAAUUUCACCAGCAGCAUGUUAUGGUCUCUUUGUUGAUAUUAAUAAUACUUUAUAUUGUUCACUGUCUUGGAUUCAUAUAAUUGUGAAAAGAUGGUUAAACGAUAGUGAAAUGAUAUCAACAACUGCAGCUGGAACAGGUAUUCGUGGUACUGCUUCGAAUGAACUUGAUAGUCCUUGGGGUAUCUUUGUUGAUUUAAACUUUGAUUUAUAUGUGGCAGAUUAUGAGAAUCAUCGAAUUCAACUAUUUAAAUCCGGAGAAUUAAAUGGGACAACAAUUGUUGGACAAGGAUCAUCAAAUAACAUUAUCUCACUCAGAUAUCCAUGUGGAAUUGUAUUAGAUGCUGAUAAAUAUCUUUUUAUUGUCGAUCGAUUCAAUCAUCGUAUAAUUAGAUCAGGAUCGAAUGAAAUUCGAUGUAUAAUUGGAUGUGAUGAAGGAGGAUCACAAUCUCAUCAAUUAUUAUUUCCAACAGCUCUUAGUUUCGAUAGUUAUGGAAACAUAUUUAUUAUUGAUGAUGGCAAUGAUCGUAUUCAAAAAUUUGAUUUCUUACCAAAUUCUUGUGGCAAGUUUAAAAUAACUGAAUAG
Adineta steineri is the source of this 924-nucleotide messenger RNA. The record is from the annotation of a GenBank genome assembly. Lineage: Eukaryota; Metazoa; Rotifera; Eurotatoria; Adinetida; Adinetidae.